Molecule: messenger RNA, 541 nt
Organism: Arachis duranensis
Lineage: Eukaryota; Viridiplantae; Streptophyta; Magnoliopsida; Fabales; Fabaceae
Product: ATP-dependent DNA helicase Q-like 3
Exons: 5
Coding region: 26-538 (170 amino acids)
Biological process (GO): double-strand break repair via homologous recombination
Cellular component (GO): cytoplasm; chromosome
Molecular function (GO): 3'-5' DNA helicase activity; four-way junction helicase activity
Source: RefSeq, a predicted model, not a curated record
UUUUUCUUUUCCUCCUUUCUUCUGCAUGGAGCUCUUGUCUUACACACAGUUACUGAACCUUUGGUGUUUAUUCAGAAUGGGGAUUGAUAGAAAGGAUGUAAGAAUUGUAUGCCACUUCAAUAUUCCCAAGUCAAUGGAAGGAUUUUAUCAAGAGUCAGGCAGAGCAGGUCGUGAUCAACUGCCCUGUACAAGUCUGCUGUACUACGGGGUAGAUGAUCGCAAAAGAAUGGAAUUCAUAUUAAGAAAUUCAGGAAGCAAGAAAUCCCAAUCAUCUACUUCACAGGAAGAAUCAUCAAAAAAGUCAAUGGCUGACUUUACCCAGAUGGUUGAAUAUUGUGAAGGAUCUGGAUGUCGUAGGAAAAGGAUUCUCGAGAGUUUUGGGGAGAAGGUUACUGCAUCCCUGUGUGAAAAAACAUGUGAUGCUUGCAGACAUCCAAACUUAGUUGCCCGAAAUUUGGAGGAUCUGACAACUGCCAUUGCUCUGCGCCAGAAAGGCGGUUCUUCUCGAAUUUUCAUCACCAGGUACUACAACCUAUAAUCA